AUGCCUAACAUUGAGAACCUGCAGCAUCUUAUUUCCAAUCACCCGGUUAUCGACAGUCACUGCCACAAUAUACUAAGUCAAAUCAGCGUGACCAAUUACGACCAGUACCCCCUCGAGUCACUAACCUCUGAAGCAAACGGCGAAGCGUUGUCUAGCCAUGCUACAGAAACCAUUGCUCACCAGCGAGCUGUUGGUCAGCUGGCAAAAUUCUAUAAUUGCGACCAGAAUUGGGAGGCUAUCAAGAUAGCUAGGCAACGAGAAAUUAAAGAAGAUUACGAGGGCUUGGUAAAACGCUGUCUGGCCGGAACACAUGCGUUAUUAAUCGACGAUGGCCUAACUGAUGAUCAAGAUACGGAAUCUGUUUCGUGGCAUGAUAGUCUUCUACCAGGUAUAGCGAAUCGACUGUUGCGCAUCGAGGCCGUUGCGGCAAAGCAAAUGGAGCAGUAUGCUGAGAAAAUCCGUUCCGCGCUCCACGCAGAUACCUUCAGGUCUAGCCCGCCUCUCCCGUUUGAUCUGGGAUACUUUCAAGAGGAAUUUAAACAUGCCGUUAUUGGAGCUCUGGACGAUCCUAGCAUAGCCGGUUUUAAAUCGGUGAUCUGCUAUCGAACAGGAUUGAAAAAUAUUGAACCACCUUCACAAGAACAGCUUAUUGACAGCUUCGCAGCGCAGCUCAAUUCAAUUAUUCACCAUGGAAACAGCCGUAUUUGCACCAAGGCUCUCAAUGAUUACCUUGUUCGUACUACCCUUCAAUGUAUUCAGGAACGAUGCGGAACAGAGACGAUCAAACCAAUUCAGUUUCAUACUGGACUAGGAGACGCCGACAUCACACUAGAAUUAUCGAACCCUGCGCAACUUCAAAGUCUUAUCGAAGAAUUUCCAAACGUCGACUUUGUGUUACUGCACUCAUCGUACCCAUAUACUCGAGAGGCUGGGUACUUGGCCUCUAUGUACAAAAACGUCUACCUCGAUCUUAGCCUAGUAUUUCCUGUACUUAGCAGAGAUGGGCAGCUUUCAAUAUUGCGCCAAUCCUUGGAAUUAGCCCCCACAUCCAAAAUUCUAUGGAGUACCGAUGGCCAUUUUCACCCUGAAACCUACUGGCUCUCCAAUAGACAGUUCAGAGAGGCAUUGAAUGUUAUUUUAGUAGAAUAUGUGGAAAGGAAUGACUUCACUGUUUCAAAAGCAAUGGGUGCCGCCAAAGACAUCAUGUUUAGGAACUCUAAUCAAUUAUACCAACUAAACCAGACACUUACGUAUGAGGAGCAAGGCAGUUUUCAAGCUUUUAAGCUACCCGUAACCCCUAGCAGCAACAUCUCCAUUUUGGAGCUGUUUUUGAAAAUGAAUUGUCACGUUGAAUUUAUUUGGGUUCUGCUUGUGGAUUAUACUGCCACUGUUCGCGUCCGCAUGUUUCCCUGCCGGGAGUUUUCAAGGUUGAUACAGAAACAGCGCAGAGCCGGUAUCGCUAUGGCAUUAUUAAAUAUGCUACAAAACGACAGUAUUGUACCUCCAAACCCAUUAUCAGCCGGUGAAUUUUAUCUGAUACCGGACCUAAAUACCUUGAAUAUUAACCUUGGAAUAAGGUCUAAUAGCGCUACUGUCAUGACGUUUUGGGAGACGCAGGAUGGCAAACCCCAAGAAGGCUGCCCACGAACAAUACUCCAAAAUUUAACCCUUAGGUUUGAGAAGGAGUUUGGUCUCAAGUUAUUAUGUGGUUUUGAGAUUGAAGUCGUAUUCAUGAAGAAAUUCAUGUCUAAUGACGGUCAAUGUGUUUACGAACCCUGGCUCUCAAACCAUUCGUGGUCAAACAUGACAUCUGACACUCGCCAAGCUCUCCCCCUAAUUGAGGAAAUUGUUCAUGAACUUGCGAAAAUUCAUAUUUACAUUGAGCAAUUCCAUUCAGAAUCCAGCCCGGGCCAGCUCGAAUUCAUUCUUCCCCCAGCUUCACCGCUGACUGCCGCAGAUACACUCAUUAAAGCCCGGCAGACUAUCGUGCACUUGGCAGAGAAACAUGAUCUGCGCGCUACCCUCUAUCCUCGCCCUUUUUCUUCUGCAGCCGGGACAGCGGCACACGUUCAUAUCUCAAUUAAUCCAGCAACGAAGGAAGAGUUUUUCCUCGCCGGUUUAUUGAAGCAUUUUCCUGCUGUAUUGCCUUUCACAUUCCCACAGGAUGCAAGCUACGAGCGUGUUAAAGAAGGAAUAUGGGCCGGAGGCGUGUGGGUUGCCUGGGGGCAGCAGAAUCGCGAGACUCCAAUCAGAAGGAUUGAUCCGGGCCACUGGGAAAUCAAGUCAAUGGAUGGUUUGGCGAACCCGUACUUGGGUGUUGCCGCCCUCCUAGCCGCUGGUUAUUUGGGCCUAAAAUCUAGCACAAAGUUAGAAAUACGAAACUGCACAGCUGACCCAGCGACUCUCUCCCCUGCACAAAGAGAAAAGCUGGCAAUUCAAACGCCGCUGCCAAGUUCACUUAAUUCAGCACUUGAUGCUUUGGAGGCCGAUUUGGACAUCCAGGAUGUCUUAGGCACCGGUUGGGUUAAGAGGUAUAUAGGAGUUCGUCGAGGCGAGCAGAACAUGCUGAACAUGAUGAACGAAAACGAGAGAAGAAAGUGGCUAAUUACGCGAUAUUGA
Ophidiomyces ophidiicola is the source of this 2619-nucleotide messenger RNA. RefSeq lists its product as uncharacterized. Gene Ontology annotation, molecular function: hydrolase activity; glutamine synthetase activity. The record is from RefSeq and is a predicted model, not a curated record. Bases 1 to 2619 code for a protein of 872 amino acids. The transcript has 3 exons. Lineage: Eukaryota; Fungi; Ascomycota; Eurotiomycetes; Onygenales; Onygenaceae.